Molecule: messenger RNA, 291 nt
Organism: Acaulospora morrowiae
Lineage: Eukaryota; Fungi; Glomeromycota; Glomeromycetes; Diversisporales; Acaulosporaceae
Source: the annotation of a GenBank genome assembly
GUCCAGAAUGGAAAAAAAAUCAUCGUCCGGAAAGUAAAGAAUCAUUGGUCUUCGAUUUUCCAUUGAAUAUGACAAAACCUCCUACGACUUAUCUCAACGCAUCAAUCACAAAUUUGUUUUAUUGGAACAAUAUGAUCCAUGAUUUAUUCUAUCGGUACGGGUUUAAUGAAGUUGCUGGAAACUUUCAAGAGGAUAACAACGGAAAAGGUGGAAAGGGCAAAGACGCUGUAAUUGCUAAUGCACAAGAUGGCUCUGGACUUAACAAUGCUAAUUUCGCAACACCUCCUGACG